AUGGUCAAGCUGAUUUCGAGAAAGAUCGACCAGCUGGCGGAGGGAGCAAGUGUGGGAGGGGGUGCCGACCACGAGGGAGGAGGCAAGAAGACGGGACGCGUCGUGAUUGAGUACAGCGUCGAGGAGGAGGAGGAGGAGAUCGAGGAGGAUACAUCGAGGCAGGCUCAGCACGGGGCGAGCGGCCCGGGCGGCGAUGCGAACCAGGACGAGGACUCGAGCUCGGAAUCGAGCCCCGGCUCGAGCUCGAGCGAUGAGUCGGUCGAGGACGACGGCGAGGGCGCCGGACAUCGAACGGAGCGUACGGGGGAGCACGGAGUGGCGCUCGGGGAGCGGGUGGACGAGCGAGUAGAGCUUAUCGAGCAGCAGGCGACAGGGGAAACAAAGACUGUCGAGGAGCAGGAGGGCGGAGCCGCUGCGCAGGAGGGUGGGGUCGGAGGGCAGCAGCAGGUGGUGGGCGAGGUGGCUGCGCAGGAGGGCGGGGCAGGAGGGCAGCAGCAGGAGGGCGUGGCGGCUACGCAGGUGGGUGGGGCAGGAGUGCAGCAGCAAGAGUUUAGGGUUGCGGCUGCGCGGGUGAGUGGGUCGGGAGGGCAGGAGCAGGAGGUCGGGGAGGCUGUUGAGGAGUAUCGUCGAGGAGAUGAGCGACAAGCCGCCGUAACAAGGAGUCACCGCACGGCCAGUGGCAGCGGACAGGCGGGCCCUUCGACCGGGUGCCCUUCGACGGCAGGCCAAUCGACGGCGAACGUUGCACCCGGAGGCCAGGUCGUCGAGCUACUGCAGAGGGUCGAGAAGGUCGAGGCGUCUCAGAAGCAGCUCGUCGCCGAUGUAUUUGCGAAACACACUGAGCAAGCCGGAGUAUUCAACAGGCUUGCGGCGGAUUUUCGGACGGCGUGGAAUACGAUUUCGGAGUCGUCGAAGAGCACACUGUCGCAGUGUGCCGAGGCUGUGAAGGGUGUCACGGCGGAGAGGAACCUGUUGGAAGGGGCGCGGGCGAAGAUCGACGAGAUGAGCGGGAAGAUCAUCGAGGGGGUGGUAGCCGCCAUCACAAAAGCGAGCGAGGACGCCGUCGAGAAGCAGCUCAAGCAGGUCGAGGAGCGGCUGGUUGCUGCGGUGCUGAAGGGUUUCGAGAAAGCCAUCAUGGAGGACAUGUUUUGCUCCACUCUCCCACCCGAGACCAUGAAGGAGCUGAAGGACAUUGUGAGGGAAGGAUACCAAGAAGCCGAAGCAGGGAGGUUGGAAGUCCUUGUCAGGAUACUAGAAAUGGGUUUCAGCGCUCGGCGGGCCCGUCGACGAGGUCGCGUCAGGAGGGUGUGGGAGGGGUUCGCAGCGGGGCUGAGCCUCGAGGUCACGAGCGGUCGGUUCCUCCGUCUUCUUCGGUGGGAGGACAUGUCGGCAGCCCGGUUGGAUCCCCACCGGCGCGUGGCCGUCAUCCCGUCGCCAAGCCCGUCCCCGAAGUCAUCGUACUCGACCAGCGGCGGUGCAGGGAAAGGAGCGGGAGAAGCAAGCGCUGGGUUGCUGUCGAAGCCUAAAGCGGCAUCAGCUGCGCACGACGGUGGUGCUGGCCAUGCUGCCGGGCUUGUGGGAAAUUGGGCGUCUUCCUCAACCCCUCCACUUGCUCCUUUUGCCGCUGCUCCGUCCCUAGGCAACGUUUGCCUUAGCGAUCCGGGCUCCCCUUCAAAGUCGAAGAAGAAGCCGGCUGCGACAAAGUCGUCGAAGCACGCUGCACACGCGACAGAGAGCCUUGACGUGGUGGAGCUGUCCAGCGUCCCUGGUCAGGCGCCUGUCGAGAAGACCUCUAUUGUCGUUGCUGCUCGACAGGAAAAGGCGAAGAAGGCCAGGGUCACGGGUCACACCCCACCUCCUCGACCGGACGACCAAGGCAAGACGAGAGGCUGCAAACGUCCCUUCAAAGGACCGGGUUUCGGGUUGCGGAAGGGGAAGCUGGUUUCCGAGCAGACCGUCGGCGGGAGGAAGCGGUUCCUUGGCACAUUUGAAACAGAGAAGGACCAGAAGUUCUGUACGGCCGUCUGCUGGCGCGUGUACUUCCCCGACGUUGUCCUUACGGAGUACGAAGGGUACACGGCGCAGGAUGAGGAGGACUGGAAGGUCUACCUUGAUGCGGCCGCAGAAAUGCCAACCGGCGUUUGGAGCGUGGCGCAAGAACAAGGGGAAUGCCGUUUUGACGAUUACCUGUCGCUGUUGGCGACGGCAAAAAGGGAAGCGAAAGCUGGAACCGAGAGGGGAAUCGCGCUGUGCGUGGCGAUUGGUAAGGUCGCGACGCUUGGCCUGAAGCACGGGAAUCUGAUUUACCCGGUCCCGAAGGGCAUGGCGGCGACACCGCACAUGAUGGCCAUCGCAGCAACUGUGGCGAGCUUGUGGGCGGCCUGCAGGAAGUUGUCGAGGGAGGAUAUUAAGAAGGACGCCCUAGCUGCCGCAAACGGGGCGAUCUACGCCCCGGAGACUGCAAAGAAGGCUUGUGUGGCUGCCAUGUCCGCACUCGUGUCCAUACUUUUGCACGUCGGCAAGACGUUCCCGGCGAAGCAGUGGCCCGAUCACCUGUAUUCGUCGGCUGUCGAAGGUCUCGGCUCGACGGACGCCAUAUUGCUGCAGAUGCUGCGCGUGGCAGCACAGGUCUGUACGCAAUGGUGCUGCUGUCGAGCUGCUGCCCGCUUGCUGGAGGACGCGGGCUAUGGCAGCCUGGCUAUGCCAGAAGAAAAGAGCAAGGCGAAGCAGGGCGUCGAGGAUGCAGCUGAGACGGAAACUAGCGGGCAAGGGGAGUAG
Messenger RNA from Closterium sp. NIES-65, 2778 nucleotides. The record is from the annotation of a GenBank genome assembly. Lineage: Eukaryota; Viridiplantae; Streptophyta; Zygnematophyceae; Desmidiales; Closteriaceae.